AAGCAUCCUUACCACCCUCCUAAGUCUACAGCGCACUCCACAUUUGCUGAGUGCUCCAGGCACCUGCACAGAUGAGCGAUGACAACCGCUCUGUAAUGUGACCAGACCUGCUGGGCUUCCAGUCCUGCCUCCCCUGAAUUACACUGACUGGUACUUCCAGGAAUUUUGCAGCAGCCCUGAAGCCUUUGUUCUUUCUUCAGAGUUAAGGAAGUGGGAGAGAGGGGGCUGGGUGGGAAAGAGACUUCUUUGAUUUGUAUGAAAUGACCUCAGAUCGGAAGAUGUCAGACUUUCGAAAGACCAGUGGCAAGUGACUCCAUAUAUUGUAGAUACUGCCGUGUUAGGAGUUGAAGAUAUCUGAAGCUCUGUGUGAAAAUGGGAACCAACUUUCUGGGAACAAUGACUAUCACCUUUCCCUGUGGCGUGCAAACGAAAGUGUGUUUCUUUCAUUUAUGUCAUCCACACCGACCCUUUAAUGUUACAAGUCACUGCUAGGUUCCUUCUGCCCUCAUCCCAUGCCCCAAGAGUGUAAUUCUUUUUUCUCUCUUCCCAUACAUAGCCUACACAAACAUGUAUAGGCUAUGUAACACCACUGGAAACGGAUUUAACCCAGCUCGCCACAGACUCUUUGGCCGCUGAUGAUCUUUUACCUACGCCCAUUACAAGUGCAUUUUUUCUUUAUCUGUGUCUGUGUGCCCAGAGGUAGAAAUAACACUGAAAUGCAAAAGAGGGGCAGAGAAACGGGAAGACGAAUAAAGCCGAGGGGCAGAAGUCCUAAAUGUUGUGGUUUGCAAGGCGGGCUGGCAGGUUGCGGGGCGAAGCAGAAAAAGUAGAAGCACUUACUCUAAAUGGCGAGGAGGAGAGAGCUGCAGAAGAGCCGGGAGAUCAGAUCCGAGUUGAUGGGAUGGAAGGGGGGCGGGGUGAGGCGAGGGAAACUCAGCCCCUGUGAAAAGGACCCGUCAGUCCUUUCCAGAACGUAAUUUGCUAAGAUCCGCCACUUGCAUUUCGUAUGCAUAGGGGGAAGGCUUUCCGGAAGCGGGGCUGGGCGGAGAGGCGCUGCUGGCCGCUCGGGAUUCAGCACCCGGGGUCCGAGAAAAGCGGUGCGAGCUAGGGCAGCAUCUCUCGUCCGGCCCGCGCCGCAGAGGAUGGACGCCACGCCGGAAAGGACAAUAAAUGAGGAUUGAAGGACUCAAGCCCUCUGGAGAAGCUUGCCGAAAUUCAGGACUGGGAAGAGAAGCGGUUCAACCUCUUCACACUUGCGGGUUCAGGGACUGGUCAUUUCUCAAUCCCUGGAGAGAGAGUCCUUCCUCAAGGAAGUGAAAAUAAUGAACUUUUGGAGGUACUGCUUUUUUGCUUUCACUGUGUUCAGUGGGGUUAUUUUUGUGAUAUUUUAUAAUAGCCCGUUACACCUGCCAAAGAAUUUCGGGACGCUGAAUAGCUCCAGUCACAGGUAUUUUAGAAUACAUGCCUGUGAUUACGCCUUAGAAGAUAAGUCCACUUUUUUGUGGGGAAAGACCUUGCCAUCACCUUUGGGGAGUGUCCCCUGUAAGGACUACCUGAUCCAAAAUCACUACAUCACCAGCCCCCUGUCGGAAGAAGAAGUUGCUUUUCCUUUGGCUUAUGUCAUGGUCAUCCAUAAGGACUUUGAUACUUUUGAAAGGCUCUUCAGGGCUAUCUAUAUGCCCCAAAAUGUCUACUGCGUUCAUGUGGAUGAGAAAGCCACAGCUGAGUUUAAGGAAUCUGUGUGGCAGUUACUGAGUUGCUUCCCAAAUGCUUUUGUUGCUUCCAAGAUGGAGCCAGUGGUCUAUGGGGGUAUCUCCAGGCUCCAGGCUGACCUGAACUGCCUAAAAGACCUCGUGGCGUCCAAGGUGCCAUGGAAGUACGCCAUCAACACGUGCGGGCAAGACUUCCCCCUGAAAACCAACAAGGAGAUAGUUCGGUAUCUGAAAGGCUUUAAAGGGAAAAACAUUACCCCGGGGGUGCUGCCCCCCAAUCACGCAAUUAAGCGGACUAAAUUCGUCCACCGGGAGCAUAUAGGCGAAGAUGGCUCCUUUGUGAAAAAUACAAAUAUUUUGAAAACCUCACCUCCACAUCAGCUGACCAUCUACUUUGGCACUGCCUAUGUGGCCCUUACCAGAGAGUUUGUCAACUUUGUCUUCCGUGACAAAAGGGCCAUUGAUCUACUACACUGGUCAAAAGAUACUUACAGCCCCGAUGAACAUUUCUGGGUGACACUUAAUAGGAUUCCAGGUGUCCCUGGCUCCAUGCCAAACGCAUCGUGGACCGGUAACCUCAGGGCUAUAAAGUGGAUUGACAUGGAAGAUAAACACGGAGGCUGCCAUGGCCGCUAUGUCCACGGCAUCUGUAUCUAUGGAAACGGAGAUUUGAAGUGGUUGAUUAAUUCGCCCAGCCUCUUCGCUAACAAGUUUGAGCUUUCCACGUACCCCCUCACCGUGGAAUGCCUCGAACUGAGGCUUCGAGAAAGAGCCCUAAAUCAGAGUGAAACAGUAAUACAGCCCAGCUGGUAUUUCUGAUCCACUGUAACACGGGCUCGACAGGCGCUCGCAGCUGGGAAGAAGAGCCUUUCUUUGUGAGAGAACUUUGCCUUGCUUAUGUGAAUAGUUGCCAGAACGAGGUUACGGCUGCAGGACCUGGCCAUGUUAUUCUGUGUGAAACCAUCCACUGGACACUGUGAACUCUGCUAUUGGGAUGGCUGCACAGGGCCAUGCCGGCAUUUUGGCCACAAUGGCGGCCUCCUGAUGCUCCUACGUCAUGCUAACUCUCUGAUCAGUGAUCAACUGAACUGAUGUCAAACCUUUGCACCGGAUACUCAUUAUAGAGAAAUGUUCUCAUGAAAAGGAGAACUGUAGAUAAUACUAUUUAGGAAAAUAGGAAUUGUGUUUCUUUGAAGGAAUCUUCUAUGAUAGAUCUAUAGCCACGCAUCUGUGGACACCACUCCUCUUUGCUCAGCCGCAUGUAGGCAUAGAAACAACUUUCUGGGCAACUCAGCAAUCUCUUUUAAAACUUGAGCUACCAGAAGGGAAAACUAGAUCUUGUUCCCAGGUUUCAACACUAACCUUUCCAGUUUACUGUGUCUGAAGUCCUGUAUAGAAUGUAAAGUCAUUGACAGGAGGUGGGAUAUGCUUUCCGACAGCAGCCACUACCUCCUGCUUCAGCAAAGGAAUCCCAGCAAAACAGGACAUUUUUUGUGGUGUGUCAGAAUGUUCGCUAGUCCCCCUGCCGUUGCUUUCCAUGGACAACACCGAAACGUUCCCACAGAAUGAAGAUAUUUCUAGAAGAGAGGUGCUAUUGCAUGAAUCUUGUCCCAGGUCUCUAACCUCAGAAUGAAUCACUUUCCUCUUCGGUCACCACCCUCCACCCCCACCACAGUGAUCUUACCUGCAAAAUGGAGUCUAAAUUCUACACCAUGAAGGCUUUAAGGACUCCAGAGUAUUUUGAGUAGCUUAUUCUCAGUAUUCUCUGAGUAGCUUUACAAUGCUUAGUGCUGAUAAGAGUGCCUAGAUUUUUAAGAGCUUUCCAUUGUGAGUGAGCAUCUGUGUCUCUUAUCCUUUGUACUUACACUUACCCCUUAUCCUUUAUCCAAUUCAUUCACUCAGCAUGCAGUCAGUAAAUAUUUCUUGAGUGCCUAUUGUAUGCCAGACCCAUCUGACACAAGGAGAAAAUGAAGAGAGAAGCUUUUUCACUCUAAAAUUCUUGGUAAUAGCUCCAACGUUGGAAAGGCUGCUCUAGAGAAUCUCACGGAUUGCUUGUAUUUUAAUGCAUUCAUAUGCAGAGUUAUAGAUGGGGAUAUCAGGCCAAGAAUAUGAGUGAUUAGAAGUCGAGGUCUAGGGGCGCCUGGGUGGCUCAGUCAGUUAAGUGUCUGCCGUCGGCUCAGGUUAUAAUCCUGGAGUCUUGGGAUUGAGCCCCAUGUUGGGCUCCCUGCUCACUGUGGAGUCCACUUCUCCUCUUUCUCUCUGCCGCCCCCCCCACUCGUUCUCUCUCUCUCAAAUAAAUAAAUAAAAUCUUAAAAAAAAAAAAAGAAAUCAAGGUCUAAAUCCGAGAUCAUUCCAAAGGGAGAAAGGAAGGAAUAGACAGAAGCUAAAUCCUGCUGUGUUGUAGGCAUCCAAAUAGCUCCCUUAUGGCUCAUUGCAUUAACACCUUACAACACUCUUGGGAGGCUCACAUGAUUACCUCCAUUUUGCAGAUGAAGUAAGUGAGGCUUAGAGAAGUUGUUAAUAAGCAUGAGGAAACGAGUUCUCUGAGGAUUGGGAUGUUCUUACUGGUCUCCUUAGUUCAGUUUCCUGAGAUGGAAUAUUUAGAGAAGGUGAAAUAAAGCCAUAUUUAGUAUACCAGAGAGGGUAGGUUUUAAGAAUGGUCUCAGUGUUAAUAUGAGAAAAUGUGCUGUCACCUCAGAAAAAUGUGAAGUCUACUUUUGUACUCCUAAAUCCAUUGAGUUCCUUAAUAUUUAUUUAUUCUAACAAAAAAAAAGUUACUACAACUAAUGAUACCUUUAAUUCACACUAUUUUUUUUUUCUGUGACUGCCUGUUGAAUGUUAAUCGUAUUUAAGGGAAUGCCUUUGAAAUAAAGCCUUUUUUCCCUGCUACUGAAAAAGAUGGAGCUGUAUAGAGUGGUAUAGUCUUGAAGCGUAGGGAACACACCCAGAGCUAAUGGUGGAGUCUAAGAAUCAUCUUUUUUUUCAACUUCUUUAAAUGACCCCACCCGAGAAGAAAUGUUUUACACUGGAUCUUUCUCAUCUAGAACGAGAACUCUUUUGGAAUAGAAGAUGUUUACAUGUCUGUUGCUGGUCAUCUCUGUGUCUUAAAUACUUUAAUAUUGGAAGACUGUAGUGUUUGGGCAAGUGGGUUUCCGCUAGCCCAUGGGGAUGGGCUGAAACUACUAAAUCCGUCCUUGUUUGCAAUGAUGGUCCAUGUUGUUAUCUUGGAAAUAAAUUAAUAUAUUGUUUUCA
Molecule: messenger RNA, 4964 nt
Organism: Zalophus californianus (California sea lion)
Lineage: Eukaryota; Metazoa; Chordata; Mammalia; Carnivora; Otariidae
Gene: GCNT2
Product: glucosaminyl (N-acetyl) transferase 2 (I blood group)
Exons: 3
Coding region: 1323-2531 (402 amino acids)
Biological process (GO): transforming growth factor beta receptor signaling pathway
Cellular component (GO): membrane
Molecular function (GO): acetylglucosaminyltransferase activity
Source: RefSeq, a predicted model, not a curated record